Molecule: messenger RNA, 1818 nt
Organism: Rubroshorea leprosula
Lineage: Eukaryota; Viridiplantae; Streptophyta; Magnoliopsida; Malvales; Dipterocarpaceae
Source: the annotation of a GenBank genome assembly
GUCUUUUUGCUCAAACCUCGUCAAUUCCAUUCAUUUGAAUGAAUCACUAACAAUGUCAACCUUGCUCUUGAGACAAAACCUCAAACCCUCAGGAAAACUCCCACCGCUCUCCACUUUCCCACGCUUUCUCGCUUCCCAAACAUCUAAUUUCCCUAUUUCACCAGAUACCCAUUUCUCAAAUCCGCCUCAUUUUGUCCCCCAUGACACUUUUCGUCCUUCAUUUUACAGAAAGAUCUCAACUUUGGCUCAUUUUCCGGGCAACCAUAGACCAAAGUCAUCCUUUCCUUCCAAAGCCUAUUUCUCUACAGCUUCUACGGCUUCCAAAAAUGUAGUUCGAGAUCUUCUUGCAGAAUUAGAGCGCGAAAAGCAGAGAGAAAGGGAGGAGAGGAAGAGAAAAGGGCUGGGAACCAAGGACAUUGAUGAGGAUGACGAAGAAGAUUACAUGGGUGUAAUGCCAUUGAUAGAGAAACUUGAGAAAGAGAAGUGGAAGGAUACUGAUGACUUGAUGUUGCAUGAAGAACCCACUGAUUCAGACAGUGAGGAAGACGAGGAAGAUAUAAGAGCUGCAGAGAAGGGGUUUGAGACUUAUAAGAGAAAGUGUAAGAGGCAUGAGGAGUUGCUCAAAAACUUCACUGAGGCUGAGACACUUGAUGAGGCUUUUCAGUGUAUGAAUAAAAUUGACAAGUUUGAACAAAAACAUUUCCGGCUGCGCCCUGAAUACAGGGUCAUUGGUGAGUUGAUGAAUCGACUAAAGGUAGCAGAAGGUAAAGACAGAUUCACUCUUCAACAAAAACUAAAUAGGGCUAUGAGGAUGGUAGAUUGGAAGGAAGCCUAUGAUCCUAACAAUCCUGCCAAUUAUGGAGUUAUACAGCGUGAACAAGUUGGCGCUUCUGAAGAACUUGUAGAACAGGCUGGAGAUGAAGGAGAAAACCCAAUGAUACCAGGAGAUGCUGAUGAUGAGGAUGAAGAAGAGUUUGAUGACAUGAAAGAGAGAGAUGACAUACUGUUAGAGAAGCUUAAUGCUAUUGACAAGGAACUUGAAGAGAAGCUAGCACAGUUGGAUCAUACAUUUGGGAAGAAAGGAAAACUUCUGGAGGAGGAGAUUAGAGAUCUGGCAGAGGAAAGAAAUGCUUUUACAGAGAGGAGAAAAAGACCUCUUUAUAGGAAGGGUUUUGAUGUAAGGUUGAUAGAUAUGAAUCGAACUUGUAAAGUGACUAAGGGUGGUCAAGUGGUCAAGUACACUGCAAUGUUAGCUUGUGGGAAUUAUCAUGGUGUUAUUGGCUUUGCAAAAGCAAAGGGCCCAGCAGUCCCCAUUGCCCUUCAGAAAGCAUAUGAGAAGUGCUUUCAAAAUCUCCACUAUGUUGAACGGCAUGAGGAGCAUACUAUUGCACAUGCAGUUCAUACUACAUACAAGAAGACUAAGGUGUACCUCUGGCCUGCAUCAACUACAACAGGCAUGAAAGCAGGAAGAACAGUGCAAACCAUUUUGCAUUUAGCUGGCUUCAAGAAUAUCAAAUCAAAGGUUGUUGGGUCAAGGAAUCCUCACAACACUGUCAAGGCUCUUUUCAAAGCUCUAAAUGCAAUUGAAACUCCAAAGGAUGUCCAGGAGAAGUUUGGCCGGAUUGUUGUCGAGAAAUAUCUGCUGUGAGAGGCUUGCUAUAUGGGAAACCCCAACUAUCCAGGCAAUGUUGAUUUCAUAAUUUUUUGAAUCCAAAUGAAUUGAAAAGUGUGUUAGGAAAAUGAAAAUUUUGCCAUGGACAAUACAGUUGAUGUUUUCUCUUAAGUAUUAUAGAUUCAUAAUUAACAUCGAGGAAAUUG